AUGAGACUCUCUUUCACCUUUUUCCUAUCACUUAUUGCCUUGGCCGUGUGCGAUACGUUCUCCUGCGGCGACACGGUGUACAGCUCUAAAAAGCUCACCACAGCGACCGGGGAAGCAUGCUCUUUGUUGAAGAAAGGCCGCUCAGUUGGAAGAAAUAAAUAUCCGCACGAGUACAGGAACCUCGAGAAGAUUAAACUCACCGGCAGCGGGCCUUACUACGAAUUUCCCGUUUUCGCAAACGGUGAAGUAUACGAUGGCGGUUCUCCUGGACCCGAUCGAGUCAUUAUUACCAAGGAUUGCAAGCAAGCAGGCGUCAUCACUCACAAGGGGGCCAGUGGAAAUAGCUUUGUCACUUGCUCACCUACUUCUGUUGGUACCUUGAACAGCCAGUCCGUCUUUGCUCUCUGUUUCGCCAUGAUGCUUCACGCAGUCUUUGCCUGA
Metarhizium brunneum ARSEF 3297 is the source of this 441-nucleotide messenger RNA. It is a transcript of the gene RNF1, whose product is annotated as Extracellular guanyl-specific ribonuclease. The record is from RefSeq and is a predicted model, not a curated record. Lineage: Eukaryota; Fungi; Ascomycota; Sordariomycetes; Hypocreales; Clavicipitaceae. Gene Ontology annotation, molecular function: RNA binding; RNA nuclease activity.